CUGAUAGAUUAGACUUCUAUAUAGCUACCUCCAUGGUCCUGUCCGCUGCCCACGCUCCUCCCUCCCAGUAUCAACGCCACCGGAGCUGCCUCCUCCGACACUCUGCCAAACCCUAAUCUGACCACCUGAGGCGGCGGCGCCGCAACUCGCUGCCAGAACCGGCGGCAAGUUGUGAUUUGGUGAAAUGCCGGCGACCUGCUUCUAACUCGCCGGUUUUUCUCGGGCGCGGUUUUAGGGGUUUCUUAGUCGGCGAAAAGUAGAGCCUGCGGUUUUCUGGGAAUGCCGACGGACACCAAGAUUAGCGCAUCGGUUUUCUUCUCUCAUCCGCAUUCUCAUUGAUACCAAUGCGCUUAUUCUUCACCAAGUGCCAUGAUUCAUCUCGCGGCAGGGAAAAGCAGGAAGAGGAAGGAAAUCGAAAGGGCCUUCUCCUUCAAUGAUCUGAAUCAAGAUCUUCUCGAAAGGGUCCUCUCAUGGCUCCCUGCCUCAAGCUUCAUGCGACUGCGCACUGUCUGCAAGAGAUGGAACUCCAUUGCUAAAUCCAGAACAUUUCAGGCGGCGUGCGCGCAUAUACCUUCCCGGAGCCCAUGGUUUCUCAUGGUCGACCAGGAACUCGAUCAGUCGAUUGUUUACGAUGCAGCCGAAGGGGACUGGAAGGCUCUAAACCCUCCAAUUCAGUUUCUCGAUCGCCGUAAAGGAAAGCCUAUCCCUGUGGCGGCCUCCGGGGCUACUGUUUGUUAUCAGACAGUCGACGGCGAUCUAGAGGUGUGCAAUCCGGUGACCGGUUCCUGCCGCAAGCUUCCGCACUUGCGACAGUCAACCAAGGCCUGCUCUGUGCGUGCCAUUGCAAUGCAUUCGACUCCAAGCAGUUCAUCUUCUUACAAGGUGGUUGUAGUUUCUGGCGAAUUCACCAGCCUUGCAUUUCGAGUUUUCGACUCCAUGAGAGGGCUGUGGGACAAUGAGGUCAAGCUGGUCCAUGAAACUAAGAACUCAGCCAUGUCUUGCACGGUAGGCGGUGAGGUCUUCUAUUUCCUCAGCAAGGCCGGUGAUGUCGUCGCGACCGGAAUGCAGAGAAGCCUGUCGAAGCAAUACUCGUCGGUUCUGACUAUCGAAAACGGGGAGGAAAUUGUCUACUUCAUUAGCCCCUCUGCUACUGUUGCGGCCUGCAAUCUUGCUCAAAAGGCAUUCUAUGAGUAUCCUAGAUUGUUGCCGAUUUACUCCGAGUACUCGAUCGAUGUCGUCGAGUGCAACGGGGAGAUGCUAGUAGUCCUCUUGUCGGAGUUCCUUGAUACGGCAAGUUUGAGGGUGUGGAGGUUCUCCAAAGAGGACGUAUCUUGGAGACAAGUAGCCACGAUGCCGCCGGCGAUGGCUCAUGAGUUCUAUGGAAAGAAAUUGGACAUAAACUGUUGUGGCCAUGGAAGUAUGAUCUUGAUGUGCUUCCACUCCGAUGGGUUCAGCAGGUGUGUGAUGUUUCGAAUGGAAGCGAACGAGUGGGUCGAGCUGCCCGAGUGUUUUGUGUAUGAUUGUGCUAAGGAGUUCAUGUCUGCCUUCUCUUUCGAGCCAAGAAUGGAAGUUGUCGUGUGAGGAAUGAAGUUUUUUUCUUCUCCAUUUACAUGUUCAUCAUUGUAUAUUCCGAUUUCCCUAAUGCUUUCUUUCCUUAGGAGGAAGGAAAUAAAAACUAUGAAAAAAUUUCCAUCAUGAAAAUUUUUUUUCUGUUUACUUCAUAAAUAA
Molecule: messenger RNA, 1728 nt
Organism: Zingiber officinale
Lineage: Eukaryota; Viridiplantae; Streptophyta; Magnoliopsida; Zingiberales; Zingiberaceae
Product: F-box only protein 13-like
Exons: 2
Coding region: 370-1581 (403 amino acids)
Molecular function (GO): protein binding
Source: RefSeq, a predicted model, not a curated record